UACACUCAGGGAAAGAAGAGCAAGCGCCAUGUUGAAGCCAUCACUGCCACUCAGAUUCCUCUUACUCCUGCAGCUGUCUCUGCUGGGGGUGGGGCUGAGCUCCAUGGUCAUCACACCCAGUGGGAAUGAAGACACCACAGCUGAUUUCUUUUUGACUUCUAUGAUCCCUGGGUCUCUCAGUGUUUCCACCCUACCUCUCCCAGAGGUUCAAUGCUUUGUGUUCAAUGUCGAGUACAUGAAUUGCACUUGGAACAGUACAUCUGAGCCCCAGCCUACCAACCUGACUUUGCACUAUUGGUACAAGAACUCUGAUUAUGGUAAAUCCCAGGAGUGUGGCCACUAUCUGUUCUCAGAAGACAUCACUUCCGGCUGCUGGUUGCCCAAAGAGGAAAUCCAUAUCUAUCAAGCAUUUUUUGUUCAGCUCCAAGACCCCAGGAUACCCGGGAGACAGGUCACACAGAGGCUAACACUGCAGAAUCUGGUGAUCCCCUGGGCUCCAGAGAAUCUAACACUUCGCAACCUCAGUGAUUCCCAGCUAGAACUGAGCUGGGACAACAGCUACUUGGACCACUGUCUGCAACACUUGGUGCAGUAUCGGAGUGACCGGGAUCACAGCUGGACUAAACAAAUGGUGGAUCACAGACGUAGUUUCUCCCUGCCUAGUGUGGAUGGGCAGAAACUGUACACAUUCCGGGUUCGGAGCCGUUUUAACCCACUCUGUGGAAGUGCUGAGCUUUGGAGUGAAUGGAGCCACCCAAUUCACUGGGGAAGCAGUGUUUCAAAGGAGAAUCCUUUGUGGUUUGCAUUGAAAGCUAUGCUUAUCCCCCUUGGCUCCAUGGGAUUGAUCAUUUGCCUCUUCUUUGUGUAUUUUUGGCUGGAACGGACAAUGCCUCGAAUUCCCACCCUCAAGAACCUAGAGGAUCUAGUGACUGAGUAUCACGGGAACUUUUCGGCCUGGAGUGGUGUGUCUAAAGGACUGGCCGAGAGUCUGCAGCCAGAUUACAGUGAACGGUUCUGCCACGUCAGUGAGAUUCCUCCAAAAGGAGGAGCCUUAGGGGAGGAGCCUGGGGGCUCCCCCUGCAGCCAGCAUAGCCCUUACUGGGCCCCUCCAUGUUAUACCCUGAAGCCUAAAACCUGAGCCUCAAUCCCCUCAUGGAACCUCAGGGUCUUAUAACCCUAAAUGGUACUAACUUCCCCUCACCUACCCUGUCAAUCUAGGUCUAGUACUCAUUACCACUCUCUAUGGCUAAUUUUGAAUUUUUUUUUUUGUUUUGGUACUGGGGAUUGAACCCAGAGCCUCCCAUUUGAGCUAUACCCCAACCCUAAUUUUAAAUUUAUGCCCCCUGUAACUAUGCCUUAAUUCAAUAUCACCCUACUUGAGAACUGUCCCUUUGCCCUGUACAAACUUCUCAUCUCCCCCAAUCUGGCCCUUCCUUUUUACAGGAAUUUUUGUCCCUCCAUCUCUCUGUCCCUCUCUUCCUCUUUCUACCUACCCUUCAAUUGUUCCUGAAUCAAUGAGAAAUAAAG
Molecule: messenger RNA, 1527 nt
Organism: Castor canadensis (American beaver)
Lineage: Eukaryota; Metazoa; Chordata; Mammalia; Rodentia; Castoridae
Gene: Il2rg
Product: interleukin 2 receptor subunit gamma
Biological process (GO): cytokine-mediated signaling pathway
Cellular component (GO): external side of plasma membrane; membrane
Molecular function (GO): protein binding; cytokine receptor activity
Source: RefSeq, a predicted model, not a curated record